Molecule: messenger RNA, 854 nt
Organism: Eutrema salsugineum
Lineage: Eukaryota; Viridiplantae; Streptophyta; Magnoliopsida; Brassicales; Brassicaceae
Product: serine/arginine-rich splicing factor SR45a-like
Exons: 6
Biological process (GO): positive regulation of mRNA splicing, via spliceosome
Cellular component (GO): spliceosomal complex
Molecular function (GO): RNA binding
Source: RefSeq, a predicted model, not a curated record
GUAGAGAUACCAAAUAAAAGGUCAAGGUCAAGGUCAAGAAGCCGAGGAAGGUCUGAAAUUGAAAACCCUGGUACCACUCUCUAUGUGACUGGCCUAUCUACAAGGGUCACUGAGAAUGAUCUUGAAACACAUUUCUCCAAGGAAGGAAAGGUUGCGUCGUGCUUUCUUGUGACCGAGCCUCGCACCCGUGUGUCUCGUGGUUUUGCCUUUGUUACAAUGGAUAGCCUUAAAGAUGCUGAGCGGUGCAUUAAGUAUCUCAACCAGUCUGUUCUAGAAGGCCGAUACAUAACUGUCGAAAAGUCCCGAAGAAAGCGCCCGAGAACUCCCACUCCUGGCCACUAUCUUGGCUUGAAAAGCUCCAGAGAAAAUGACCGAGAAGGCCGUAGCACUCGAGGGAGGCACUAUGAUCGAGAUGAUUAUGGACAUGGUAGGUCACCAAGACGGGACUAUUCGCCUCGUGAUGCAGGAAGGUCACCAAGACGGGACUAUUCGCCUCGUGAUGCAGGAAGGUCACCAAGGCACGACUAUUCACCUCGUGAUGGAAGAAAGUCACCAAGACGUGACCAUUCACCUCGUGGUGGAAGAAGUUCCAGAAGAGAUCGGUCUUACUCUCCUUAUGGAAGAAGUCCAGAGAGAAGGUCAGAGAGAAGGUCAGAGAGAAGGUAUCAACCCCGUGACUCGAGAUGACCUGUUUAGCUCUGUUGACAAAGGAAUACAAGAACUUCUAUGUUGAUGUAGGUUGUGUGAUUGAUCAUCUCUAAAAUACCCCAGAGAUUCUGUCGGUUGACGCUUUUGGUUUCUGUGUCUCUUCUCUUGUUUGCUUUUUGAAUGUAUGUUGCAAAACGUAGUGAAGU